This is a messenger RNA of Sceloporus undulatus (fence lizard), 1191 nucleotides long. Its product is annotated as thyrotropin-releasing hormone receptor-like. Gene Ontology annotation, biological process: phospholipase C-activating G protein-coupled receptor signaling pathway. Gene Ontology annotation, cellular component: membrane. The record is from RefSeq and is a predicted model, not a curated record. NCBI's taxonomy places the organism in Eukaryota, Metazoa, Chordata, Lepidosauria, Squamata, Phrynosomatidae. Bases 1 to 1191 code for a protein of 396 amino acids. The transcript is spliced from 2 exons. Gene Ontology annotation, molecular function: thyrotropin-releasing hormone receptor activity.
AUGGAGAACCAGUCCUGGGACUUCUUUGGGACACCUUUGGGCAAUGCUAGCACCAACCAGACUCUUCUAGACAAGAUGCCCCAGUUACCCCUGGAAGUGCAGGUGGUAACUAUCAUGCUGGUGCUGCUGAUUUGUGGGGUAGGCAUUGCAGGCAACAUCAUGGUGGUCUUGGUGGUCCUUCGCACCAAGCACAUGGUGACUCCCACAAACUGCUACCUGGUAAGCCUGGCUGUGGCUGACCUGAUUGUGCUGUUGGCAGCAGGGUUGCCCAACAUCUCUGAAGUGGUGGCAUCCUGGGUAUAUGGCUAUGUUGGCUGCCUGUGCAUUACCUACCUGCAGUACCUGGGGAUCAACAUUUCAGCAUGCUCCAUCACGGCCUUCACAGUGGAGCGUUACAUUGCCAUUUGCCAUUCCAUCAAGGCACAACUGCUCUGCACCGUGGCCCGGGCCAAGCGCAUCAUAGCAUGUGUGUGGUUCUUCACAUCUCUGUACUGCCUCAUGUGGUUCUUCCUGGUGGACAUCUCCCAAGCUGCGUUCGCAGAUGGAAUGCAAGUCAGCUGUGGCUACCGUGUCUCCAGGAACCUCUACAUGCCCAUCUACUUCCUGGACUUCACCAUCUUCUAUGUUAUCCCUCUAGUCUUGGCCACUGUCCUCUACGGCCUCAUUGCACGCAUCCUCUUCAUGAACCCACUGCCUGCCACCCCACAACAUGCAGGCCGACUGAGCAAACAUGACAGCUCCAUAAGCACUUCCAGCUCCAUGAAGCUCUCCUGCCGGGGGAACAAGAGUGCCCUGAGCUCCAGGAAACAGGUUACAAAGAUGCUGGCUGUGGUGGUGAUCCUCUUUGCCCUUUUGUGGAUGCCGUACCGCACCCUGGUGGUGGUCAACUCCUUCAUGGACCCUCCUUACUUGAACAUAUGGUUUGUCCUCUUCUGUAGGCUCUGCAUCUACCUGAACAGUGCCAUUAAUCCUAUAAUUUACAAUGUAAUGUCUCAAAAGUUUAGAGCUGCCUUCAAAAAGCUAUGUAAAUGUGAGAGGAAGAGAACUGAAAGCACUACUCAGUUCAAUGCCCCGGUCUUCUACAGCACCAUGAAGGACUAUUCCCAUGACAGUUCAGAGCAUGACAUCACAGAACAAGAAGACAUCAAUGGUUACCCACCAGCUGCAAAGAAAAGUAAAUCUUCCAAGUAA